Guillardia theta CCMP2712 is the source of this 945-nucleotide messenger RNA. RefSeq lists its product as hypothetical. The transcript has a single exon. Bases 1 to 945 code for a protein of 314 amino acids. Lineage: Eukaryota; Cryptophyceae; Pyrenomonadales; Geminigeraceae. The record is from RefSeq and is a predicted model, not a curated record.
AUGUCGUCUUGCGAUGCGGAGCAAGCAGCGCCUCGAGAGCAGCAGCAUGCGGACAAGCAGACCAGGAUGAGCUUCAAAGGAGGGCCAGGUGUCGAUGGCUUCAAGAGGCGCGUUCGGAUAGUACAAGGCAUGCUGAUGUACUCCCCGGACAGGAUAUUCGGAUCCAAAGACAGAUUCGCCUUGUACAAUUCAGUCACGGCCACUCUCAACUCUGAUCCUCUUUUCGAUGGUGCUCUGAAGACUUUCACCACGCGUGACAGGUGGCUCGAGGUCAUGAGAGUCGUCGACUCCAUCAUCUCUGGCGGCAGAGAGAAAUACCUCCGUCCUCUCCAUGAGGCGGGGAAACCUCUCAACGAAAUGGACGAGCUACACUUGCGCUUGUCCGAGAUGAAGACGGCAUGGCUCAAGAAUAAUCCCCAGGCUGAAACAAGCAUGAAUGGUGUGAGCGCUCCGAACAAACGCGGGAGAGACUUCGAUGCGAAGACGGUGGACGUGGAAGAGAAGAAAAAUGAAGCUUCUGAGCGGGGAUCUGAGAGCGAGUCAGAAAAUGGAGCUGAGCGACUGCAAGGGCACGAAGAUGACGACGAGUAUGCGGGAAAGCCACCGUCCGAUUGCAGGACAAGCCAUGCUCCUCGGAAGAGGGGACGGCAAGUCGCGAAUCAGAAAAGUUACCCCGAAGUGUCAGUUCCCCAGUUGUCUGACCUCCUGGACUACCUCAAGAAGAGCGACGAUCAGUUUUACAACUUCGUUGACCAGCACCGCGCUGUCAGGCAGGCUGAGACCCAGGCUGAGAAGUACAAAGAGGAAGCUCGGAUGUAUAAGGCUAGGGCCGAGAGGUAUAAGAAACAGUGCGAGCUCUUGGUGAAGAUCAUCGAGUGCAAGGAUCAGGGAAUUCCAAUUCCUCCAGGCUUUAUGGCAGAGACUCGUAACAUGAUGGAUGAGUAA